Messenger RNA from Poecilia latipinna (sailfin molly), 1619 nucleotides. It is a transcript of the gene nudt8, whose product is annotated as nudix hydrolase 8. Gene Ontology annotation, molecular function: coenzyme A diphosphatase activity. The coding region runs from base 25 to 1200 and encodes 391 amino acids. Lineage: Eukaryota; Metazoa; Chordata; Actinopteri; Cyprinodontiformes; Poeciliidae. The record is from RefSeq and is a predicted model, not a curated record. The transcript is spliced from 5 exons.
UGUGAACAUGUUCAGCUCUCGGUGAUGUUCAGGGGUCCACAAAUACUGGUUUGGGCUUGUAACUUAAGGUCACUGCAGCUGUCAAAGGAAUUUCGCCUUCUUGCUUUCUCUGAACACAUUGACUCAACAUGUUUGGAAGUAAGACACAUUCGUGCUAGGAGACAUGAUCAAAUCCAUGAAAAAAGCACAAAGACUUUAUGCUGUUCAUCUCAGCUGACGUCUUUCAGCACAGACAGUGAGAAUUAUCAGCUAGAAGGCCUUAUAUCUGAAACCCCCAUUUCCAAAGCCAUUCUGAAAAGCCGCUGUCAUCACCCUCAGGUCUCUGCCAAAACCAAAGCACCUUAUAUUUUCAGCACUUUCUGGCACUGUUUAUUCAACAGGACUUCCUGGCCUUUGGAUCUUAGCCCGGCUACAUCUUAUAAUAUACCAGCACUUAAUCCCCGGGUCUCAAACCAGCUCUACUGUCGAGCACAAAACAACUAUCACUCCGUCCAUCAAAUCAGAACUGUUCAUCAGGCUGUCCCUCAUGUAACAGACAUCUGGAAGGACUGCCUGUCCCUUGAGAACGAAAACAGAUGUCGACAGAUCCUGCAGGCCAACUGGAAGCACUACGACAUGGACAAAGUGAGGCAAGGGGCCGGCCAGGCUCAAGGACAGAACAAAGGGAAGUGGGCUUCGAUCUUGAUUUCCCUCUGCUACGAUAAAGGAGGACCGGCGUUUCUGUUUACUCUGCGCUCCUGUAUGCUGAAGGGCAAGCACAAAGGAGACGUCAGCUUUGCUGGAGGAAAGGGUGAUCCAUCAGACAGAGAUGUAGUGGCCACUGCAUUGCGGGAAGCCAGAGAGGAGCUGGGAGUUACUAUUCCAGCUGAAAGGGUCUGGGGUGUCAUGAAACCUCUGAGGGACACAUCAGGGAUGAUGAUUGCUCCGGUGUUGGCUAACCUUGGUCCUCUUGAGGAGUUGGCAUUCAAACCAAACCCAGAGGAGGUGGACGAGAUCUUCACCUUGUCCUUGUCACACCUGUCCAAUCCGCAGAAUCGCGGCUACACAAACUUUCGUACUGGCAACAAGUAUGGAUACACACUACCAGUGUUUCGUAACAGCAAACACCGAGUAUGGGGUCUGACUGCAGUCGCUCUGGACCAUACUCUCAAACUUCUUAUACCUCCAUAUGGAUCUGUUACUGAGGUUUUCAAUGGCUGAACGCUUCUUUUUGUAGCAGACCUCAAUAAUCGGUUAAGAAAAUCUGGAUUUCUUACAUCCGGUCGAAUGUUUAAUAAUUCUGUUGUGUUUAUUAACGUGUUAGGAGACGGAUCUUUUCUCUUAUGCAUUUGAUGAUUAUAUAUUAUAAUCUUUUAUGAGGAAUCAAGACAGCAGUCAGAUUUUUUGACCUCACUGAAAGGCACUGUUGAAGGUUUUCUUCUGUUCUUUUUUUUUGAAGUAAAGUGAAGGAGAAUAUUUAAGUGUUUGACUAAAACACAAGGAAACUUGUGAUGUCAUAUAGUGAACCAAGCACAAAUAGAAAAAGAGUUUACCUUCUUAGUUCAUUGUUGAUCAAAUCCUAAAUAAUCAAGGCUUUUCAUAUUUGUUGAAGAACAAUGCAAUAAAAAAAUUAUUUUAAA